Molecule: messenger RNA, 4497 nt
Organism: Oreochromis aureus
Lineage: Eukaryota; Metazoa; Chordata; Actinopteri; Cichliformes; Cichlidae
Gene: manba
Product: mannosidase, beta A, lysosomal
Exons: 17
Coding region: 104-2764 (886 amino acids)
Biological process (GO): carbohydrate metabolic process; glycoprotein catabolic process
Molecular function (GO): beta-mannosidase activity
Source: RefSeq, a predicted model, not a curated record
ACAAACACGGAAGCCCAGUAUCGGUAAACGAAGCUAGAACGAAAAGAGUACACAAUUAUGAAAGAUUGAGUGAACUCUCCGUGCCUACAACGAGCUCUAAACUAUGCUGCUGCAUGUGCGCCUCUGUGGCUGGGCCUGCUGGUGUUUGUUUUCCGGUGUUUUCUCGGUGUUUUCUCUGCAGCAGCGUCUCACUGUGAGCCUGAACGGCAAAUGGAGGCUGUCAAACUCCAACGGUUCAUUGUUACUGCCUGCACAGGUCCCAGGCUGUGUCCACUCAGCUCUGCAGCAGCAGGGAUACAUCACGGACCCGUAUUUCAGGUUCAACGAUGUCUCUUAUCGAUGGAUUGCACUCAACAACUGGACAUACACAACCACAUUUACAUUGUCUGCUGAGCUGAGUGUCAAGCAGAAGGUGCUUCUUGUGUUUGAUGGCGUGGACACCGUUGGGUCGAUUUCACUCAAUGGGAUUGCUCUUGGAAAGACCUACAACAUGUUUUGUCGAUAUGACUUUUCUGUGAAAGACCUGCUGAAAGACGGCGAAAAUGUUCUGCAAGUUGGUUUGCUGUCACCGAUUCUUUACGCAUCUGAGCAGAGGAAAGCUCAUACGUCUUACGUAGUUCCUCCUGAAUGUCCUCCAGGUGUCCAAAAAGGGGAAUGCCAUGUCAAUUUUAUCAGAAAAGAGCAGAGCUCUUUCGGUUGGGACUGGGGACCUUCGUUCCCCACGAUGGGACUGUGGAAAGGCGUUCGACUCGAGGCUUUUGAUAUUCUGCAGCUCGUCCAGGUUUCCUCUGUCCCUCUCUACAAUGAUGCCUUCUCCCAGUGGAGGGUGCAGGUUGAGCUUCUUAUAGAUGCAGUUCAGACAGCACGUGGCCAGCUCACACUCUCCAUACCUGAACUGGAUUCAGAACAAACCUUCCAGACACACUUUAACCCUGGAAAGACCAAGAGCAACUUCACCAUACUCAUCAACACGGCCAAUCAGGUGAAGCUAUGGUGGCCAAACGGACAUGGAGAACAACCGUUUUACCGUCUCACUAUCAGAGGAUUUCAGGAUGAGUUUUUAAUUUUCAGCACAGAGUCUAAGGUGUAUUUUCGUACCGUGGAGCUCAUCCAGGAGCCAGUUGUUGGAUCCCCGGGCUUGAGCUUUUAUUUCCGUAUCAACGGAAAACCAAUUUUCCUCAAAGGCUCCAACUGGAUCCCAGUCCACUCCUUCCAGGACCAGGUCACCCCUGAUGUCUUAAAGAACUUGUUGCAAUCAGCAGUAGAUGCUAACAUGAAUGCCCUCAGGGUCUGGGGAGGAGGAGUGUAUGAACAGGAUCUCUUUUAUGAAAUUUGUGAUGAGUUGGGGAUCAUGGUUUGGCAGGACUUCAUGUUCGCUUGUGCAAUGUAUCCCACUGAGACCGACUUUAUACAGACAGUAAGAGAAGAGGUCGUCCAGCAGGUUCAGCGCCUGAAGUCCCACCCCUCUAUAAUAAUUUGGAGCGGUAACAAUGAAAACGAAGCUGCUCUGGCGACAGAUUGGUUCGACAUCCCAGCUUCUCAAAGGCCAAAAUACAUCAGAGACUAUGUGAUGCUUUAUGUAGAUAACAUAAAGAAGGUUGUGCAAGAGGAGGACCAGAGUCGCCCGUUUCUCGUCUCCAGUCCAACAAACGGGGCUGAAUCGGAGCAGGAGGGAUGGGUGGCGGAGAAUCCCUACGAUCCUCACUACGGAGACGUUCACUUCUACAGCUACAUCCUCGACUGCUGGGACUGGAGGACCUUCCCUCGGACGCGUUUUGCCUCUGAAUAUGGUUUCCAGUCCUGGCCGUCCUUUUCCACUUUGCAGCCGGUUUCCAUUAAAGAAGACUGGAGCUACGGCAGUAAUUUCACUUCCCAUCGUCAACACCAUGAAGACGGAAACCAGCAGAUGAUCCUGCAGGCUGCUCUACACUUCCACCUGCCAAACGCCACCGAUCCCCUGAAAAGAUUUACAGAUACUCUCUACAUCACUCAGGUCAUGCAGGCCCAGUGUGUGAAGACUCAGACGGAGUUUUAUCGGAGGAGUCGGAGUGAAAUUAUAGAGGGCAAAGGUCACACCAUGGGUGCGCUGUACUGGCAGCUCAAUGAUAUUUGGCAGGCGCCUUCCUGGUCGUCGAUUGAGUUUGGUGGAAAGUGGAAAAUGCUGCAUUAUUUUGCACAGAGCUUCUUUGCAGCCGUCCUUCCUGUUGCUUUUGAGGAAGACGACACACUGUUCAUCUACGCCAUUUCAGACCUGAGCCGUGACCUGAAGCUGAGGGCUGUGGUGAAUGUGUUCUCCUUGACUGAGCUGGAUCCAGUUUGCACGCUAAACUCAAGCAUGCUGCUUGUGCCCGGAGGUAGCGCUGUGGCUGUCUUCAAACAGCCCGUCGCCACCCUGCUGGCAGGAUGCGGAAACUGUACCCGUCUUACCUGCCUGCUCACCUUCCAGCUGGAGGACAACAGCAGCCAGCAGGGUCCCACUAACCACCACUUCCUCUGCUCGCCCAAAGAUGCUCAAGGACUCCGCAGACCCAACAUUACAGCGAAGGUGGAAGAAAAAAAGACAUGCUUCUCAGUGACCCUCCACUCUGACUCCGUGGCUCCUUUUGUCUGGCUCGACGUGGGAAACAUCCCUGGACGUUUCAGCUCCAACGGCUUCCUGAUGGUUUCCAGAAACAGGACAGUUGACUUUACCGCGUGGCGUCCUACCAGCGUCGCAGAACUUACUGCGUCCCUUACAAUCACAUCUUUAAGAGACAUUUACUGACCUGAGACGAGCCACCUUUCCUGUUGAACUUUAGAAAACGGGAACGGUAAAACAAAAAUCGAGUGAACAGAUGCAGGCACUGCUCACAGGACAUUCAAUUCAACAGAGAAGAGUAUAUAUAUAUUUUCUUGCUUUUAAUAUUGUAAAAACAAUAAAGGUUAUAAACUCAUAAAAUAUGAAAGCCAUUUAUUUUUGUCCACAGUACAUACAGUUGUAAGUUCUAUUAAAAGAUAAACUUUUAACGGUCUCAUACCAUCCAUCCACCAGUCUGUCACAGGGUGUAACAUAUAGACACAAACAACCAUUUGCACUCACACCUAUGAAUUUCCAAUUUAGCGUUUCCAGCUAACUUAUCCUCACUAACUGCAUGUCUUUGGGAGAGAACCCACAUACUCCACACAGGAAGACCCCAGCCUGAUGGUGGAAUUGAACUCAGGACCUUCUUGCUGUGAGGUAACAGUACUAACCACUGUGCCACCCAUGAUUCUGUCUUCUGUCACACUGGUUAAAUCACAGGUGUCGAACUCCUCAAGGGCCGGUGAGAUGAUCCAUUUUUUCAUUUAAGAGGUUUUAUUUUUAAACAUGUAACUUCAAUAUGGCAUGUACACGAUGUACACAAAGGAAGCAGUUAAGGUUUUUCCUGGACAGAUGUUGUAUGGAGUUAGAAAUGGAAAGCGAUGUUUUACUGGUUUUUCCCUCUUCAAUAUUUAUCAUUGCUCACAAAUAAGACCAAAGUAUUUCUUAUCCAGUCACUUUAUUACUGAAAUAGUCGAUAGCUGCCCUACAAGGUGUAACUAAUAAACUGGCCAGUGAGUGUAUCCUCUUAACUUGACCUGCAUGUGAUGUGAAUUCUAACUACAGAAAAAUCAUCAGUUACACUCUCUGAAUGGGCACUGCACUAGUUGGGCAACUCAGUGAUGAAGCAGCUUCUCUAUCGCUGAUGCGACAGUGACUUAUUGAUCUUUUGAUGGGGUCUCUGCUGCCGGUCUGCUCACAGAUGCAGUUUCAGAGUGCCCUGCUCAGAAUAACAAUUGGCCUCAUUUCCACUGUCUACAUAUAAGGGAACAAAAUGAAGAGAAAGGAGUAGUUCAGUACAAAAUAAGACUGGGUGAUUUAUUAAUCUCAUCAAGACCAUUAAUACAAAGCAGUUAAAAGGCCACAUACCAUCAAAUAAACCAAAUGCUGGAUCAAGCUGUUACACUGCCACCAAAAAGGUUCUGUUGAGGGUUUAAAAAGGGGAAAAAAAAAAAACAUCUCCUGAAAUGAACCCCAACAAUCCUGAUAUGAGAAACUUGGGACAAAAACAUGGGCAAAAACAGUCAAGUGCAGUCACUUCUACUCUUUAUGGAAAUCCUCCUAUGCACUCCUUUCAUCCCUAGUUGGAUCAAAAACUGAAUUAUCCACCGUCGUCGAGCACGAGGAAUAGAGGGGCUCUGUACUUUCGGCGCAAAAGCAAAGAGAUAAAAGGGCACGAGUGAGGUUUUUUUUUUAAGCAAUUCUGCUCACGGCGGUCGAACAUGUCAGACCCAGCAUGGGGGAUAAAAGCGAGGCGGUAGACGUGUGUUUGUUCUGCCCUGAUCCACGUAGAAAGCAGGUUUAACAGUUGCAUAGGACCACUGUGUUUACAAACAUGACCUAUAACAACUGUGGCUCUUCAACAGUACAGCCUAAAGUGCACAAAGUGUGUUUCUCAGGAGAAAAAACUAGAAAAAAAAAAAGGGGAAAAAAAAAAA